AUGGCUUCCAAUGAACCGAACCCUCCUAAACAAUCUCCCUUACAUCUGGUCUAUAUCGUCGCCAACAUCCAGAUUAAGAUCCAAGUUCUUGAUGAAACGAAGGUCACAUACAAUUCUUGGGUAAAACUUUUCAAACUCCAUGCUCGUGGAUAUAAGGUUCUUCAUCACAUUGACGGUACGCCGCCACCUGCUAAAACGGGUACAACCUAUGAAUCUUGGGCUGAAAUCGACGCCAUCGUUCUUCAAUGGCUAUACGGUAAUCUCUCUGAUGAUCUUCUUGUUCGGGUUUUGGAUACCGACACCAUCGUUUAUAAGGCAUGGCACCAUCUACAGGAGAUCUUGAACAUAAGUUCACCAACCUCACCUUGCAAUCGGUGUCUUCCUUUGGAUGAGUAUUGCCAGAAACUCAAUGAUUUAGUAGAUCAACUUUCUGAUGUUGAAAGCUCUGUCGCCGAAAAUCGUCUCGUCCUGCAACUCGUUCGUGACCUACCACCAGAAUAUGACACCGUUGUUCCGGUUAUUAACUGA
This is a messenger RNA of Cynara cardunculus var. scolymus (artichoke), 528 nucleotides long. RefSeq lists its product as uncharacterized. The transcript has a single exon. Lineage: Eukaryota; Viridiplantae; Streptophyta; Magnoliopsida; Asterales; Asteraceae. Bases 1 to 528 code for a protein of 175 amino acids. The record is from RefSeq and is a predicted model, not a curated record.